AUGAACCACAACGCGGUAAGAUUCAAAUAUACUGUCUUUUGGAAGGGUAUACAUGCUAACAGGUUUCUCAACUAUGUAGCCCCAACCAACGCGACGAGACGGUAGAGCACAACAAAUGUCGCCAGCUCAGAAUGGAGCCACUGAGGGACGAUCGUUGAAGCGCGAGUUCUCCGAGAGCUCCGACAACAUACAAAUGAAUAAAGUUCGUUCCGCAGGAGAUGGUAUUGGCAGGUACCUGGGAGUAGAAGACGAGUACGUAAAGCACUGCAACGUGACAACGGCUCGUAUUCCCGACCUCAUCUAGGCAUAGAAACAAGAAGCCAAAACCUGCUGCCCCCGGAAAUCACAACAGAAAAGGAGACUGGAAACAAGGUCUUGGAUUGAUACUGGCAAGCUGUAGCGGCCUCGCACUCACUCCUAGGGAGUUGAUCGAGUAAGGCCUCAGUCUGAGAAUCUCAUAGAAAGCGACUAACACGACAACAGGUGUCAAGAUUUGAAGACGGAAUUCGAUGCUCUCAAAGAUUCCAUGAAACAAAAAAGCCGAAUUUCAAAGCGAUUGGAAAAUGAAAUGAAACGGGGCUCAUCUCAGAUGAAGCUUAUCUUCGACAAACAUCGCGCCAUCGUAGAACCAGCCAAAAAGCUUCGUGCCGAGCAAGACAAGAAGGCAGAUGAUGAGUUGAUGAAAGCCGCAGCGGAUUUGAGAGCCCAGGACGGGCGCCCAAAAGAAACCAUUCUGGAGGGCGAGGAGGAAGGGGAGAUUGUGAUCAAGGAAGAGAAGCUUUGA
Messenger RNA from Hymenoscyphus albidus, 784 nucleotides. NCBI's taxonomy places the organism in Eukaryota, Fungi, Ascomycota, Leotiomycetes, Helotiales, Helotiaceae. The record is from the annotation of a GenBank genome assembly.